Molecule: messenger RNA, 686 nt
Organism: Beta vulgaris subsp. vulgaris (sugar beet)
Lineage: Eukaryota; Viridiplantae; Streptophyta; Magnoliopsida; Caryophyllales; Amaranthaceae
Product: gibberellin-regulated protein 1
Exons: 3
Coding region: 193-501 (102 amino acids)
Source: RefSeq, a predicted model, not a curated record
GUGGCAGCUGUAUCUUUCUUAGCUUGCAUGAUCAAAAGCAUCUUUUUUAGCUCUAUAUAUACAAGGAUCCCCUACAUAUCUCCUACUUAAUUACUCCAAAGUGCAAAAAUUUACAAUUUCCACACCAAAAUCAACAACUCGGCUAAUCUAGCAAAAGAAGUUAGUUAAUUAUUUUCUAUAUAAGUACAAGCUAUGGCCAUUUCCAAGCGUUUCAUUGCUGCUUUUGUCCUCUCCUUUCUUCUUUUUCAUGCAAUUGAAGCUCAAGAAAUGGUAAAGCCGAUUGAGAAUAAAGGUCCAAAGAGGACUCUUCUUGGUGUAGAUUGUGGAGCAGCAUGUGUGGCGAGGUGUCGGUUAAGCAGUAGACCAAAUCUAUGCCACAGGGCAUGUGGAACCUGCUGUGCUCGUUGUGGUUGUGUUCCACCAGGUACUUCGGGUAACCAAGAACUCUGCCCUUGCUACUACAACCAAACUACACACGGUGGAAAACGCAAGUGCCCUUAAAAGUUACUCUAGCUAAUUUGGUUCUUAACUUCUUAUGUAAUUAACUACAUAUUGCAGACCUUUUCAUGAUUAACUUCUGUUCCUGUUUCCUUAUGAUCAUAUACUUCAUGUUGUUUCUUAUAAGAGUACCUUUGUUCUGUGAGUGAUGAAUAUAAUAAAUGGGUACAAUAUACUCUUUUCUAUUA